Messenger RNA from Cooperia oncophora, 378 nucleotides. NCBI's taxonomy places the organism in Eukaryota, Metazoa, Nematoda, Chromadorea, Rhabditida, Trichostrongylidae. The record is from the annotation of a GenBank genome assembly.
AUGAUUGUUGGAAUCGAUAUAGGCCCAAGUUGGAAGGUUGCAACACUUGUCGGCUUGAGCACAGUGCUUCUAAUCAGUGCAUGUGGAAUCGGAUCGCUUUCACGUUUCUAUGCCGCUGAACUGGUCCCAAGAAGUAUUCUCUUACAAUCAACUUCAAUACUAACUAUGUUCGAAGCGCUCACGAAGAUCGCUGUCGAGUUCGCCUUCUAUCCUUUGGCCAAUGUGAUUAAUGGACAAGCGCUGCUACUAUUCUUCAUUCCAACGGCAGUUUUUAUGAUCCUUAUGUGGAUGUGUCCAGAAACAAGUAAACGAACCGUCAAUGAGGUAAUGAAUGAUAUUGCCCAGAGGAAGAAAUUGGAUCUCGUCAUUCCGACCUAA